Pieris brassicae (large cabbage white) is the source of this 655-nucleotide messenger RNA. RefSeq names its product respirasome Complex Assembly Factor 1. Bases 117 to 503 code for a protein of 128 amino acids. The record is from RefSeq and is a predicted model, not a curated record. The transcript is spliced from 4 exons. Gene Ontology annotation, biological process: mitochondrial respirasome assembly. NCBI's taxonomy places the organism in Eukaryota, Metazoa, Arthropoda, Insecta, Lepidoptera, Pieridae.
UGACAGUGACGUGUUCAAAUUCAAUUCACGAUAUAAACUUAGUAGAAUCCUUUUUAUUUAUUGAUUGAAUUGAAAUAAAUCAUUAAAGAAGGUGAAGAUAAUCACACAAAACCAAAAUGUCUACUAAAAGUAAAACGUUAGAUAGUGCAAGUAAAAUUAAAUUAAAUGAUUCAGUAUGGAAAAAAGCAUUUUCUUCAAACGCUGAAUGGCCUGACAAGGAGGAGUUUCUAGAUGUUAUUUAUUGGAUGCGACAGGCAAUAGGCAUUGUAUUGGGUCUUUGUUGGGGUUUAUUACCAUUAAAAGGAUUCUUGGGACUUCUGUUAUUUGUGGUUGUGAAUGCAGCAGUAAUAUAUUUCUAUGUAAGCAGUAUACAAAAUGUAGAUGAAGAAGAGUUUGGAGGAAUGUGGGAAAUAACCAAAGAGGGAUUUAUGACAUCUUUUGCUGGUUUCUUAGUCACAUGGAUAAUUAUGUAUACAGGCCUACAUGGGACUAGUAGUUUAUGAGACCAGUAUUGAAUUAUAGUGCCAACAUAGCCAAGACUCAAUUUUGGAAAUCUGGAAAAAUGAUAGCUGAUACUAUUAUGAAUGUUUUUUUAUCAACAUCAUUAUUUAAUUCUGAAGAAUGCUAAAAUAAUAUAGAGGACCAAUGUUUUAAU